Oncorhynchus nerka (sockeye salmon) is the source of this 645-nucleotide messenger RNA. RefSeq names its product ribonucleases P/MRP protein subunit POP1-like. Bases 1 to 630 code for a protein of 209 amino acids. The record is from RefSeq and is a predicted model, not a curated record. Gene Ontology annotation, biological process: tRNA 5'-leader removal. The transcript has 3 exons. Lineage: Eukaryota; Metazoa; Chordata; Actinopteri; Salmoniformes; Salmonidae. Gene Ontology annotation, cellular component: nucleolar ribonuclease P complex; ribonuclease MRP complex.
AUGGGGCCAGGGUUCCCACUCCGGCCAUGCCCAGGAGGGGGCUGGGUCCGGGGCCACCAGAGAGAAGGACACGGGGGAUACCCGCAGGCUCUGCCCACACACAUCACUGCCUCAGCGUUUGCCAAGGCCCGGGCUGCAGAGGUGAAGGCCAUGUUGAUGGCCGUCACCAAGACAACAGGCAGCUCCCAUGUGUUUGGAGCUCUUCCUAAACACAUGAGGAGAAGAGCCAUGAGCCAUAACACCAAGAGACUGCCCUGCAGGCUGAGAGAUAUGGCCAACAACAUGUUGGAGAAGAGUCAGAAGGCUGGUCAGAAGGUGAAGAAGGAACAGUCCAAGAGCAAGAGCCGUAAAGCCCGGCGUCGCCACGGCAACAUGCUCCUGGAGUUCAACCGCCGCCAGCGGAAGAACCUGUGGCUGGAGACUCACAUCUGGCACGCCAAGCGCUUCCACGUGGUCAAGAGAUGGGGCUACUGUCUGGGAGACAGGCCAACCUACAAGUGUUACAGAGCCUGCUACAGAGCCAUGAGCUCCCACUGUCUCCUACAGGUUAGUGUCUUUACCCACGGAGGCUUUUUGGGGGCUGGAUAUCUGGGAAGCACUUUGGGACAACUGAUAGGAAAUACAUUUUGAUUUGAUUGACUGAUU